UGCAGAUUAGCAGAUAGAUUAUCCGCCAAGUUCAUAUGUGCAUAAGUCGGAUACGUGCUGAAGACUCUCGCGUGAAAAUUUGAGAUAUGGACAGUCAACAAUGAUCGCUCUCUCUCUCUCUCUCUCUCUCUCUCUCUCUCUCUCUCUCUCUCUCUCUCUCUCUCCAAGAAAGCGUAGGUGUGUACUCGAGUGAUUGAGGGAUGGUCAAAUUUUGCUGAGAGGGAGGAGAUUUUGAAAAUUCUGGUGGGAAGUGUCUAAGGGAGGUUCUAUGAGAAGAAAGUGGAAAUUUUUCGCAAAUCGAAGGACUUUUGGUAAUUGAAGUGGAAAGGGAAGCUUCGCUGUCCACCCUAUUUAAGGACCUGGUGCAUGCUUCGUCAGUCAGUUCACUCUUCGUUUUCAAGUUCAUUCUUCAAUUCAAAGUGUGAGAAGAUGGAAGGAAUCAACGACAGCAUGAAGGCAGCUUUUGAGAAGGUCAACGGCUAUAGAACAAUUGUCCAUCUCUUUAAUGUGGCGUGGCAGUUGAUGUCCUGGACAUCGAAUGGAAUUAAUGAUGAUUCCAUUUUGAGAAAGUCUCUACCAGCCGAGUUAACUGCUGCGAUGAAGCAGCUGAAUGAGGGUGCGCUCACCUCACCAGAGUUGCAACAACAGCAGCAACUUCCGUCGAUUGGUGUGAUGCAGCAGAUGUUUAAAAGUAUAUCAUCCUUAUCAGAGAUGCACCAUCAGCAGCAGCUUCCACAGGAGCAAAACUCGCAGCAACAAGCAGCAGUCGCAGCAGAAGUCGCAUCCGCAGCCAAAGCCGCAGCAAAAGCCACAACCGCAGCCAAAGCCGCAGCCAAAGCCGCAGCCAAAGCCGCAGCAAAAGCCGCAACCGCAGCCAGAACCUCAGCAGAAGCCAAAGCAGCAGUCGCAGCCAAAGCCACAGCAGAACCCAAAGCAUCAGAAGCCUCAACCACAGCAGAAGCCAAAGCAGCAGAAGCCGCAUCCGCAGCCAAAGGCGAGAUCAAGCUCGCGUUCAGGUUAAAGCUCGAGUACAGGCUCAAGCUCGAGUUCAGGCUCAAGCUCGAGUUCAGGCUCAAGCUCGAGUUCAGGCUCAAGCUCGAGUUCAGGCUCAAGCUCGAGUUCUGGCUGAGCACCAGCUCGGGAUCCAGGUCGGGAUGUGGCUCUGACAAAAGUUCAAGGAAGAGGAAAUCUGAUGAUGAAGCAAUCAAUGGUAUAGGUGGUAAAAGGAUGACAUUCACAUCAUCUCAAGAGAGCGAAAAAUCAGCAGAAAAGAAGGAACGGAGAAAACUUUCGUUGUCUUUAAAAAAGACUGAUUUACCACCACCAUCUCCGCGGCAGCAGCCAUCACCACAGCCUCUCUAUCAUGCAGAUCAGCCGAUGCCACUUCAGCAUCAAGCAGAUCAACCGAUGCACUUCAGCAUCAACAAGAACAGAAAAAGGCACUACAGCAACGAGCACGAUCGCGUAUAUUGCAAGACGAAAUGCUCAACGAUCCGCUUAUCGUGUUCGAUAAGAAAGCAAAUAUGCAAAAAUUCUGAAUGA
Messenger RNA from Nasonia vitripennis (jewel wasp), 1542 nucleotides. RefSeq lists its product as uncharacterized. The transcript is spliced from 5 exons. NCBI's taxonomy places the organism in Eukaryota, Metazoa, Arthropoda, Insecta, Hymenoptera, Pteromalidae. The record is from RefSeq and is a predicted model, not a curated record. Bases 367 to 1542 code for a protein of 391 amino acids.